CAUGUUUUACGGGAGUCUCCUGAGAUGCACGAAAAACUUUGAAAAGAUGGCAGCGAGAACAAAACUUUGUCUCCAGUGCGACCGCCGGUGACGAGACUACGGAGCGUGUGACCUCACAAGAGCUAGUCAGCACAUAAUAGAUAGCACACCCUUCAGAAGAGGAGGUAGGAACGAGUAACUAAGGCUCGGCCGUGUCGCCCAUAAACAAGUGUGUACUUCGUCUCUACGUAUACGUGUUCCUACGCAAGUAGUUCACUUCGGACUGUACCCCAGUCGUUAGGAAGGAGAAGGAGUAUGGGGGCGUUUCUGGAGAAGCCGAAGACGGAAAAAACCGUGUCGCAGGGUGAAGCAAACAGCCUGCGGUGGGGCGUGUCGGCCAUGCAGGGUUGGCGGUUGGAGAUGGAGGACGCGCACACAUGUGAGACUAACUUAAAGCUUAAGGGAUGGAGCUUCUUUGCCGUGUUUGACGGCCAUGCCGGCCCCAAGGUCUCCCAGUAUUGCUCCACCAACCUACUGCGCCACAUCAUGGGCUUGGUCAAGAGCUCUGACAAGGAGGAGGACGUGAGCAAAAAGAUGAAGAGAAGCUUCCUGGAGAUUGACGAUAUGCUCAAGAAGGAGAACCAGGACGAACGGCCCUCGGGGGGCACCACAGCCGUUGCCUGUAUGGUGUCGCCAGAUAAAUUCAUCUGGGCCAACUGUGGAGACUCGCGUGGUCUUCUCUGCCGGGCCAACAAGCUGGAGUACGCCACACUCGACCACAAGCCUAUGAACGAGCAGGAGAGGCUGCGUAUCGAGAAGGCGGGUGGUACGGUCAUGAUGCAGAGGGUCAACGGGUCACUGGCCGUCUCGAGAGCCCUGGGUGACUUCGACUACAAGCGGUCGUCGGAACUGAAACAGAGUGAGCAGCUGGUGUCCCCCGAGCCAGACAUGUACGUCUUGGACAGAUCUAAGGACGACCAGUUCUUGCUUCUCGCGUGCGACGGUGUCUAUGAUGUCAUGACAAACGACGAAAUCGUAGCGUAUAUUCUGCACCACCUGCAGCUGGAGUCAAAGCUAUCCAAGAUAUGCAGCGAUCUCAUCGACACCUGCUUGAAUAAGAACAGCAGAGACAACAUGAGUGUAAUUCUAAUCACUUUUCCCAGUGCCCCAAAAGUCUCACCGACGGCAAUUGAGAAGGAGAAGCAGCUAAAGGAAGAGCUUCAUCGAAGGAUUUGCGACAUUCUAGAACGAGUGUCCAAGGAGGCCCAUGACCCCAUGGACAUGGAAGAAAACUACUUGCUACAGCAGCUCAACACAGAGCUCUCCUUGCAGUACCCUGAAAUUUACAGCGAACGAGAGUUCAUUUCGAGGAAGAUCCAUGAGAAGAAGGUGGAAAAGUUUGGAAAAGACGCCAACAACUUUGCCGGUUCAGAUGUCUCCUUCGAGCAGGUGCCAGAGCCACUCGGUUUUGGGGACGGUCAAGGAGACACGUAUACGGAUAUGGGUUCAAAUAAGGAAGAAGAGCCGCAACCAGAAGAUAUGGAUACUCAACAGAGCGAGGAACAGAAGGAGGCUGGGUCAUCAGGCGAGCCGGCCAGUAAUAGCACUGGCACGGCCCCCAACACCAACACCACCACCACCACCACCACGUCCUCCACUGCAUCAGACACUGAGUCGCAAAAGCCACAGGCCUCCCCGCCGCAAGGGAACGAUCCUGUCCAGACGUAGAAAUGUCCUAGGUGUGUGUGUGUGACGUAUACUACAUAUAUAGAGCCUCGCCAACCCUUUAACCGUCCUCCGCAUCACAGCAUUAGCUGUUGUUGUGUACGGUCACCCAUAGUUUCUCUGUCCUACUGUACCACAUCCCCCUUACGCUGUCACGCAACGCACGCACAAAGAUUGUACCGUAUGAUACAAAUAUAGUUUAUAUUUUGCUAAGUGUUAAACACGGCGGCAACUGCAUAUGGUUGUUGCGUAUUUCUGUACAUGCAUGUAGACAUGUGCUCCUUUCCCUCCUCUCUCUCCAUGCUGUGUAUGUCUGUGUGUGAUUAGAGAGAGAAGAGACAACAGCUUUUUCUUCUGAGCCGCUUUAUGGUGUGGUGUGCUCACGUAAUCUCUUGUAUAUACCUACAUUGUGUUCUUGUAAAAAGAUCUAUUUUGAGAAGAAUGGGUUAUAAAUCAAAGUUGUCUGCGGAGGGCACUAUUUGGACGUGUCUCUCUCCUCCAGUCGACGCUGCAUGGAAAUCUGGUCCUGGAGCAGCUGCACGUUUUCCUCCUUACGUCGCUGUCGUUCGAUAUCUCUCUCCACGCCCAUCCUCAUUCGCUGUGCAGGACAGGAUGAACGGGCAGGCCGUCGUGGGACUCCCUGAAUUUCUUACCUUUCUCUCCCUGUUCUGGCUGUAGUGGACGACGUAUAUGGUGGUGGCAGCAAACCCUACGGCAGAUACUAGGGCCAAAUUCGCCCUAGAGAGCAUUGAAGAGGCAGACAAACUUGGCUGGCUCGCUUCGUUAUGCGCAUGCGCAUAAAUGAGCUCGAGCAGCCUCCGCCCACGUGGUCGGCGCUGAUGGAAGCACUGAGGCUGUACCGAGCUCUCUUGAAGGUGGCUAGACGCUAUGAGGUUCCACACAUUAGAAAGAGAAUGACCUACAACAUUAGAGACAUGUUUGAGGUGUUUGGGGAUGAGAAGGACAGUGGUCGAGUCCAGAACCUGAUAUCCAGAGGCUGGAAGGUCCACGGUGUCCUUGAGAAACUCAGCACCAUUGAUGAGCUAAAUGCUAUCAUGAAAACACGUGACGCCAGACCUGAACUAGAUCAAAGAUAACCGUACAUCUGUGUGUGUGUGUCUUUGUAGCAGAAGUAAUGCCUCAGUGAAGGGUAGGUGUACUUGGACGGCAGUGCUGUUUGGAUGUUUUGUUUGGGGAGGUAAAGUGCUGUUUGUUGAUAGGGUGUGGUGCUGGGGUAAUACCAUUCCGGCAUCCCUAACGGGGAUAUUGGGUGUGCAGGGAAAUUAGUCACCAGCCAAUAAAUUCCUUAUAGCGGGUGCAUUAG
This is a messenger RNA of Geodia barretti, 3028 nucleotides long. The record is from the annotation of a GenBank genome assembly. Lineage: Eukaryota; Metazoa; Porifera; Demospongiae; Tetractinellida; Geodiidae.